Messenger RNA from Neurospora tetrasperma FGSC 2508, 705 nucleotides. RefSeq lists its product as uncharacterized. Gene Ontology annotation, cellular component: nucleus. The transcript is spliced from 4 exons. The record is from RefSeq and is a predicted model, not a curated record. Gene Ontology annotation, molecular function: SUMO conjugating enzyme activity. NCBI's taxonomy places the organism in Eukaryota, Fungi, Ascomycota, Sordariomycetes, Sordariales, Sordariaceae. Gene Ontology annotation, biological process: protein sumoylation. Bases 1 to 474 code for a protein of 157 amino acids.
AUGGCGCUGUGCCAGAACCGCUUGCAAGAGGAACGGAAGCAGUGGCGAAAGGACCAUCCCUUUGGCUUCUAUGCCCGUCCCCAGAAGAACCAGCAGGGUGUGCUCGACUUGAAGAUUUGGGAAUGUGGUAUUCCUGGCAAGGAAAAGACAAUCUGGGAGGGUGGUCUGUUCAAGCUGACCGUCACUUUCCCUGAUGAAUAUCCCACGAAACCCCCCAAGUGCAAAUUUGUCCCCCCUCUCUUCCACCCCAAUGUCUACCCAUCGGGCACGGUCUGUCUCUCGAUCCUCAACGAAGAAGAGGCAUGGAAGCCGGCCAUCACGAUGAAGCAGAUCCUGCUCGGCAUUCAAGACUUGCUCAACGACCCCAACCCCGAGUCCCCAGCCCAGGCUGAGGCGUACAAUCUCUUCAAGAAAGAUCGUCAGGAGUAUGAACGUCGGAUCAAGCGCGUCGUGCGGGAGAAUGCCGCCCCAUAGAUUGGGAACCCACGACUGUGAGGGUGCUUGGUGAAAAAGAGAGAGCAGUUUUGUUUUGCUGGACUGGGACACGGAGUUUAGGGAUACCAAUUCAUUGUUUGCGGCGGCAUUUGGAGGGAGUUCAUUCAUUAAUAGCGAUCCUGCGCACGAUUCAAUCUUCGGGCUGCUCUAUAUGCUCAUGAUCGAGGAACAAGAGUCUAAGAAAAAACAAAAUUACCGACGCUGCGCCCC